This is a messenger RNA of Perognathus longimembris pacificus (Pacific pocket mouse), 3374 nucleotides long. It is a transcript of the gene Eif5, whose product is annotated as eukaryotic translation initiation factor 5. Lineage: Eukaryota; Metazoa; Chordata; Mammalia; Rodentia; Heteromyidae. The record is from RefSeq and is a predicted model, not a curated record. Gene Ontology annotation, biological process: translational initiation; formation of cytoplasmic translation initiation complex; formation of translation preinitiation complex. Gene Ontology annotation, molecular function: GDP-dissociation inhibitor activity; eukaryotic initiation factor eIF2 binding; translation initiation factor activity. The transcript is spliced from 12 exons. Bases 515 to 1810 code for a protein of 431 amino acids. Gene Ontology annotation, cellular component: cytosol.
GGGGCCCCCGACCAAUGGGCAGUACGGGCCGCGGCGGGGGGCGGGCGCCGGGGCCGAGGGUAGCUUGAGCGCGGCGGCGGCGUUGUUCAGUCAGAGCGAGAACAUUCCAGAGGUCGCCAGGCUCGGCGCUGCCGGUGUGGACGCGGACGUCGCAGGGACAGCCCCUCCCGCUGCUCGGCGGCGGCACCUGCCCGGCCGCCCCUCCGCUCGCCGCCCGCCCCGCCGCUCCGGACCCGGAUUCCAGCGCCUCUUCCUCCCAGUCCCGGGCGAGCCGCGUUGGGUUUAUGUCUUUAUUUGACGAAAACGAGCUGUUGCGCAGCCAUUGGUACCUGUAUUGGGGAAACAUAGCAUACAAGCAAGAAGCUCACAGCCUCAGCGGCGAAAAUUUUUUCAUGUCAGAGACCGAGAACUCUUGCAGUCGUUUAUGUCAUCCCUUCUUCUCCAGACAGAAGAUACCAAAAAGUUGCAAUCAAAGAUCUCUUCAUCUUAUUGAUAAAGCCACUAAUAAGCCAAAAUGUCUGUCAACGUCAACCGCAGUGUGUCGGACCAGUUCUAUCGCUACAAGAUGCCCCGUCUGAUUGCCAAGGUUGAGGGCAAAGGAAAUGGAAUCAAGACAGUUAUAGUCAACAUGGUUGACGUUGCAAAGGCGCUUAAUCGGCCUCCAACGUAUCCCACCAAAUAUUUUGGUUGUGAGCUGGGAGCACAGACCCAGUUUGAUGUUAAGAAUGACCGUUACAUUGUCAAUGGAUCUCAUGAGGCGAAUAAGCUGCAGGACAUGUUGGAUGGAUUCAUUAAAAAAUUUGUUCUCUGUCCAGAGUGUGAGAAUCCUGAAACAGAUCUGCAUGUCAAUCCAAAGAAGCAAACAAUAGGUAAUUCUUGUAAAGCCUGUGGCUAUCGAGGCAUGCUCGACACACAUCAUAAACUCUGCACAUUCAUUCUCAAGAACCCACCUGAGAAUAGUGACAGUGGUACAGGAAAGAAAGAAAAGGAAAAGAAAAACAGAAAGGGCAAGGACAAGGAAAAUGGCUCUGUAUCCAGCAGUGAGACACCACCACCUCCACCACCAAAUGAAAUCAGUCCUCCUCCACAUGCUGUGCAGGAAGAAGAGGAAGAUGAUGAUUGGGGGGAAGAUACAACUGAGGAAGCUCAAAGGCGCAGAAUGGAUGAAAUCAGUGACCAUGCAAAAGUUCUGACACUCAGCGAUGAUUUGGAAAGAACCAUAGAAGAGCGUGUCAAUAUCCUGUUUGAUUUUGUUAAGAAAAAGAAAGAAGAGGGUAUCAUUGACUCAUCUGACAAAGAAAUAGUUGCCGAAGCAGAAAGACUAGAUGUGAAAGCCAUGGGUCCUCUUGUUCUGACUGAAGUUCUUUUUAAUGAGAAGAUUAGAGAACAAAUUAAGAAAUACAGGCGCCAUUUCCUAAGAUUUUGUCACAACAACAAAAAGGCGCAGCGGUACCUUCUUCAUGGUUUGGAGUGUGUGGUAGCAAUGCAUCAAGCUCAGCUCAUCUCCAAGAUUCCACAUAUCUUGAAGGAGAUGUAUGAUGCAGACCUAUUAGAAGAGGAGGUCAUCAUCAGCUGGUCAGAAAAGGCCUCUAAGAAAUAUGUCUCAAAAGAACUUGCCAAAGAGAUUCGUGUCAAAGCAGAGCCAUUUAUAAAAUGGUUGAAGGAGGCAGAGGAAGAAUCUUCUGGUGGUGAAGAAGAUGAUGAAGAUGAAAACAUUGAGGUGGUGUAUUCGAAGACUGCCAGUGUACCAAAAGUUGAAACUGUGAAGUCUGACAACAAGGAUGAUGACAUUGAUAUUGAUGCCAUUUAAAAGAAUGGAUGCAACUUAGCUUAACAGUGUAAUGCUGCAAAUUUUUCUCCAUUAUCAGCCAGAAGUGCAACAUGUAUGUGCAAAAGCUAAAUGGCUUAACAUCAUGCUACACUUUAUACUAAAAAUAUAUUACUGUGAGUGGUCUGUAAUUAAGCCCAAUGAGACAUCUAGGGAGUCCAUACACACCAGUGAGCAGAUGUAGUUUGCUUAUUUAUAGCAUGUUUCUUUCGGAAAACUAGUGGUGGACACAUUUGGAUCACAUUUAUACAGUUAUAAAUAAAGAUUUGAUUUUGUUCAUUCAGAUUUUGGGCUCUUAAUGGCUUAUCCUGAAGUCACUGGCUCCUUUUUAAAAUGUUAUGCUAUCAUUGAAUCUGAUAGGUCUCUGGAGCCUGGCAAAUGUUAUGUGCUGAGACUGUAUCAAAGUCUUCAGCAGGAUAUAAACACAUAUUUGCUUGUAAUGAUCUUAUACAGCCAUUAAGAAAUAGAGAACUUCUUAAAGUUUUAUCUUUAAUCCCUUUGAAUUGGCAUCUCGAUAGUCUUUUAUACUAAAACAAUCUGAUAAUCAGAUGACAGUGCAACAUCUUACUGAAGUAAAAAUGACUUGCGUGUCCUAUAAAUUUAAGAACAAGUUGUAAAGAUUUGAACUUGUGAUUUUCAGUUCAUGUAUACUUGCCCCAAAUUGUAGUAUUUGGAGUCAUGUGCAUUGCACGUUGGAUGAGCCAGGGAAAUUAUUAGAUUAACAAAUAAGUAUUUUAUGUGUAUGUAGUGGUUGCUUUGUACUGAGAGAAAACUUAAAACUUUGAGGUUUAAUUAAAUAGUAAACUGAUUUUAUUUGGGAGAAACAGGAAAGAAGGUGCACUUAAUCUGUAGCAGGUUUUUUUUUUCCAGCUUUUACCCCUAAAUUAUAAUUUCAGAAUGUUUAGACAUACUGCAUUUUGUGUUGUGUUUUUUUUCCCCUGAUAUUAUGGUUUAUUCUUUAAUGCCUUUUACAUUGGACGUAUAGCUAUGCUCUUAGGUUUUUGUUGCUAUCUUGCCAAAAUAAGUGUUACUGUGUUUUAAGCUUGAUUUCCCUCCCCCUCCCCCCCAAAAAAAAAGGUCUCAGCAAAAGUUGAAAUCAUACUUCUCAGUCAAACUCUGUAUUUUGGUGUGUGACUUGGGAUAUUUUUUACUUCGCAUUGGCCAUGUCUGGACACCUGAGAAGUCUGGGUGGUGGAUAGUGGGAUAGCUUACCUGGAAAGCCCAUGCAGGCUCUUAGACAUAACUAGAAGAAUUGUUUAUUAGCUGAUGUUAACUCAUUUGAUAAGGGUUCUAACUAUACCAUCUUAAAGGUAAAAACUUCCCACAAAAAGUGCAUUCUGAGACUUUUGAAGGGUCCGUGUGUUUAAUUUUGCGUUAGGCACUGGCUCAUAUUAUUUACUUAUUCCUUUGUCUCCCAUCUCCCAGAUUGAGACUUAAUAGUAAAUGUAUGUAAAAUUUUUUCACAUUGAAAUUAUACAAACAUUUGAUAAAAAAUAAAAACCUUGUUAGCUUGAUACUUAACAGGAAUUAAAUCCUAGCAAUCUUG